AUCUCUUUAUUUUUUAUUCAAACAUUGUUAAAUAUUAACGGAAUGCACAACGUGUAUUUCUUGAAAAAUAUAAGAACAAAUAAAUUAAACUGUUAUUGACAAUAUUUCCAUAAGCCAUAAGCCAUUCAGUGAUCGCAAGUUAUCUAAAUCCAAAGUAUUGAACUGUUAACUUAAAAUGUCUGUUGAGGAGAAAGAAAUGCCGAUUGAGGAAAACCUGCUGGUUUUUGUAUAUCACGAGAAUUGCGAUAUUGAUGAAGCAAAGCAAUUGCAGAUUUAUCUCAAUAGCAACAACUGUACGUGUAAGAUAUACAGCCAAACGAAUGAGCCAGGAAAACAUCUUCUACAACAACUUCACGGCUCCGUAAAUCCGUUCACCCCCGUAAAUCAGAACCAAAGAGUCGUUUUGUUUUUCUGAUAACAAAAAUAACUGAAGAGACGGGGUUGAUAACUUUCGCAGUCGUGGCAGCUUUAGAAAAGGUUUCUCUUCAAACAUGCAUGCCUAUAUUUAUUGGAUACAAAGGAAAAUCCCAAACAAGCGAGUCUUUGAAAAGGGGUCUUCUAGCCUUGACACCCAGUGUUUUUGUUGACUUGGACAAAGAAAGUGGAUUUGAUUCACUUCUAUCAAGAAUGAAAUCUUCCAAAUAUUUGGCGGAAGAUUUGCCAGUGGGCAACUUACACCAUGGGUUGGUCUACUCUCAUAUUUCAGGCUUCAUGGGAUAUUUGGUAGAAGAGCUGCAAAAACGUCUUGCACAGAAAUGCAAAGAAUAUGAACAUGAAAAGAAACGUUUGGUCGAUAGAUUCCUUUUGGUCAUACCUGAAACUUGUGAAGUUCCAUCCGGCCUGCUAACAGGAAAUGAAUCCGCAUCCAUUUGUAUUUCAACAGCAUUAAAGGAAGGCACAACAGUGGAUGAAAUUGCAUUUCAAAGGGAACAUGCUGGAAAGACAAGAACUUACAAAGUGACAAUCUACAAAAUAAAAAGUGAAAAUGAAGAGUUCUACAUCUGUGCCCAAGUGCCAACAGUUUUGACGGCCAUCUCUCAACUCGCACAGAAGCAUCUCGGCAAGAUAGACGUUGGCCUAGAGAAGCAGAGAUUUCAUCUGCUAUACCAGCAGAUAUUGGACCUCAAAGGGUGGAAUGACACAGUGAAAUUAGUCUCCUGCAAAGAUGAAGCAGACAUUCCCCGUGCAUUGUUUGAUGCUGCUAAGACAUUAGGCACGGGUAAUAAGGAAAUCUUGGAUUUACAGAAAGCAACCAUCCGACCUGAUGAACAACAGGGAAGAGUGUACCUUCGAUAUUUUGAAUCGGAUUCGGACAAAAAGGUGGGAAAAGACAUUACAAGAUUGCUGGAAAAGAAGCAAAUUCAAACGUUUACCUCAUUGCCUGGGGAGGGAGUACUUAACCGUCAGGGAACACAUGAAGGCUGGGUCAUAUGUGUCCUUUCUAAAGCUGCGCAAGAAGAUGGCGUUUUCUCAUUCAACGUCAUGACCGACAUACAAACCAGUGUUGACAAAUGCAAGAUGCAAGUUAUGCUUGUAUUGAAUGGCCUACAAAUAUCCGAUGUUCCACACUGUAUAAAAUGGGUCCGCUUCUUCCAAGUGACUGCGGACGAAUUCUACCUGAACGGCAUUCUGAGAACAGUUUCAGGUGCCCCUGUCGACAUCAGCAAGGCACUUCCAGCAGGUGACGUGAUUCCUGGUUUAGCCUGGGCAUACGUGCAAAACUACCUGAUGAAAACUUUGACCAACACAUUGGGCAAAAGAAUCAAAGCAUAUCUUGAGAAGAAGCAGAUAGAGUGCGGAUGUAUUCAAACACUUGUUAUUGUCUGGAUAAAAUCAUGUAAUACUGGCCAAUGGUUGACAAACUUAGCAAACAAUGGCGUUGAUAAGCGCCAAGUGGAGCAUUUGAAAGGAGAUUUAGAGCCAACUAUUGACGAAUUUGGUGGACAGAUUGGUCGACCUUUCAACUUGAACGUCUUCAAAUUCACAGACACCAGGGAUCCAAAUAAUAUAUUUGAGCGGUGUUUCCUAGCCGAGUAUUGCACACCCAUGCAAUGCGUCAAGAUGAUGGAGGAAGAAUAUGCUGGCUUGUCUUCGGCUGCAAUGCAAGAACAAGGGCCGAGGUUCAAGGAAACGUUUGACGAGAUCAUGUCCCGUGGACCAAUACAAGCAAUAUUUGGUGACAAUAAAGUGUCACUGAUCUACUUAGAUGAUGGUCCAGGCGCCAGUUCAGAAAUACGCCUCAUGGACUCGUUGGAGAGAGCGAUUCGGGACUCCAAAACAGUGAUCUUUCGAAAAUAAAACGUUUGCGGAGAUGAGGUGACCAACAUUUAAAAAAAGUGCCAUUAAUUGCAGUAAAUAUUAUGGAACAUAGAUGUACAGUGUAUACUGAAAAACAACAGAGAGACUACUUUUAGUGUUCAGUAAUUAAACUUGCAUUUUGUUACUGAGUAAUUCACUGUUUAAGACAUAUUGACAUUUAAUUAUUACUUACCGAUUAUGUAAGUGAACAUACAUUUAUAUAUUUUGACGACACGUUUUUAAUAAUAACAUACGCUUUAAAAAGAUGCCGCUAGACUUCAUUUGAAUAACAUAAUUUUGCAGCAAAACUGACUCUGGUUUGCGAAAAUGAGUAUUUCUUUAGUGAUAAGUUUAUUUUACAGUUUUCACUUAAUAAUGCGUUUCAUGGUAUAUGAAGUCAAGUUAUAUUCGAAAAUAAGUUUGGUAGGUUGUAGUUUAUUAAAUCCAUUUACAUUUUUUUGUUUGGUAAGUCUGUGUUACUUUUAGCAAAUAUUUUACUUUCGACGUUGGAAACAAUUUUUAUGGUGUAUACAAAAUUGAUUAUAUUUGAUUGUGUAUUAAUAUCCAUAAUUGAUUUAAAAACAUAUACUUCAUGUGAUAUGUUAUUAAGCCUUAACGGUAUAAAAGGCAGUCCUUUUUAUAGGCUAUAAUAUGACUCGUACUUAAAUAUUUUAACAUCGUUAUGAAGCUUGUAAUAUGUGAACUGUAAUGAUGUUAAUUAUAAUUCAUGUUUAUGGCUCUACAUGUAUAUCUUCUAAGAUUGUUACAUAUAACAUAUUGUAUCCAUGUAUGAUUCACAUUAAUUUUAAUAAUUAAAGCAUUCUCUGUGUUAUUUAAAACUCAAUUUAAAUCUUGAAUAAUUAUGGUUAUUUAGGAAUAGUUAUGUCAAGGAGCUACGUUUUUAUUCAAGCCACUUAUACUUUAUCAGUCUUAGCCUUAGCACAAUAAACUGUUUGAUGCCUUUGUUGCCUCGAUUCUUAACGAAAAAAGCGAGGUUUGGAGAUUAACUUAAGCGGAAAAUCCAACGAACAUCCUGCAAAUGGCUUAAAAUGUGAAAUCUUCUACAAAUUCAAAUGCCGAAGUAGAUAUCCGAUAUUUCUAAGAAGUUAUUUUUUUUAAUCGCCUAACUGCAUUUUGU
Molecule: messenger RNA, 3436 nt
Organism: Dreissena polymorpha
Lineage: Eukaryota; Metazoa; Mollusca; Bivalvia; Myida; Dreissenidae
Exons: 11
Coding region: 496-2298 (600 amino acids)
Biological process (GO): activation of innate immune response; reticulophagy; autophagosome assembly
Cellular component (GO): endoplasmic reticulum membrane; autophagosome
Molecular function (GO): 2',3'-cyclic GMP-AMP binding; cyclic-di-GMP binding
Source: RefSeq, a predicted model, not a curated record